CUGCGGCAGGACAAUUUUACAUGGAUGUUCAGAUGAGGGUCAUAUCUGUUUAACAUUAAAUCACAAAUGCAAACGAAACAUGAUUUUCACAGAGGAAGUGGAUCCAAGCCUCCUUGUAUGGAUGUUUACAGAGGGAGACAGAAAACCACCUUAGGCUUGGCACAGGGAACUCGACAGGUGGUACAAGAAGACGGAACAAAUUACAUUGUUAUUGUUAACCAGCAUUCACAGCAAGCAACAAAAGCACAGAUACCAACAGCAGAAAUGCUUUUAAAGACAACCAAACUUACCACAGCCCCUCAAUUUGUUCUUACUGAAAACAAAAAUAAAGUUUUGGGAACAAAUACCAAUGUCACUCAGGGAAAAGUUUGUCCUGUAGAUGUGAAACCUCAAAGCAGAACCAUAUCUCGAUGCAAAGGACACUUUGGAAAUGACAGGAAAGAACACGUGAAAAUCAAUUUUUCAAAUUUGGGGUUUGAUAAUUAUGACAGUGCUUCUUCAUCAGUGAAUGUUUUCAAAGAGGAAUCUGAAGUAAAGGAAUGUACAGCAGCUGUUAAGUCAAUAGAUGAAGGAUACUCAGAAUCAAUCAUGACAGUUGAAAGUUUUAUUCAACACCAACAUCAAGGUUUAAACUUGGAUGAUGCACAAGAAGUGAAGAGUCCUUAUAAUGUAUCAAAGUCUACCUACACCUCUUCCUCCCAUAUUGAUCUUUCUGGGUCGUCUGGAUACCAAUCAGCUGGAGGUUCCAGUUGGCUGACCAGUCCGACGCCUUCUGAUUUAGCAUCACCAAGCCAAGACAUUGCUGCAAGACAAGUGAUACUUAUCUCACCUGGUCCAAAUGGUCCCAGUCGAGGUUUAGGUGAUCAAAGCAAUAGUGGAUCAGUUGUGUCUAGUCGGGAAUCCUCAAACUGCUCUAUAACAUCACCUGUCUCCUCGUUAGCAUGUAAUCUUCAAGGAACAGCUUUCUUUCAGUCUCCAGUUGGAGUUUCCCCAGUCCUCUCACAAAUACAGCAUGAUUUGGGAAAGCCUCUUUCCAGCUCUACUCCUGUUGAAACUAAAUCCACUUCAUUGUCUAGCAUAAAUACAUCAACAGGAGCUUCUCCAAUUCCAAACAUGAACAUUCAGAAGUCAACACAGGUUGUCCCACCUUCAUCAUACCUCCCCUUAGGCAGUAAGGCUUCUGCAGCAAAAUGUCUGAAAUCAAUGAACAUUGUUUUGCCCAAUUUGAAUCAAAUACCAAAAACAAAUUCUAAAAUGACAAUUAUUGAAAAGGGCAUCAAACAAGAACCCCCGGAGCCACCUGAUCCUCAAGCGGGGGAGGUAGUUAUUCACAUAAACAUCAAGGAACAACAGACUACAGUCAAGAUGGAAAGUGACCGAUCUCGACCAAGCACGCCUCAUCACCUGACAGAGCCUCAGUCUCCUGACAUGAGCAAUACACAAGACUGCUUAAAUAAUUCUCUCACGAACAUGCACUGGCUGAAAGGUAUCCAAGGCAUCAAUGAGCCAGUUCAGGGCAGUCCCAGGAUAGCCCCUUCUCCUGUAGAGACCCCCAAAGGUGUUACCUCAAACCCUUUACAAUGGCGGUGCCUCAGUAUGUCAGAUGUAGAAAAGAUUGCCAGGGAGUGUGGUCGCCAUAAAAGGCCACCAUUUUCAUACAUGACAUUGAUACAGAUGGGUCUGAACUCGCGAGAGGACAAGCGUAUGACCCUGAGGGAGAUCUGUCAUUGGAUUGAGGACACUUUUCCCUACUAUAAACACACUGCGAAACCUGGCUGGAAGAACUCCAUACGCCACAAUCUGUCUCUGUACAGUAUAUUUGAGAGGGAGAAAUCCAAAAAGCAUGGCUCCCACUGGACAAUAAGGGAUGAUUGUCCUGAAAAGUCAAAAUCAGUACCAGCCAAAGAUGGACUUCGCAAAGGUGCUGGUCAGUUGGGGAUUGGAACUAUGCUUCCCAUGGCCAUUCCAACAUUCUUACAGCAGUCACAUGGGCCAAAAAUAGCACUACCCCUUAACACUGCUGUAACUGACCGAUCUAAAAAAGGUCCACAGCCUAUUCUGCCGAGACCAAUGGCAGUGUCUCAGACACCGCUGCAGACCUAUGCACUCAUCCCCAUACAGAACGUGGGUCAGGGACUCCAGCAGGGCCUCCAGAUCCCACCCACUUCUCAGGGUCAACCAAUGAUCAUUCAGCUAGCUAAAUCUGGCCAGGGCUUGGCUAAAUCAGGCCAGAGCCUAGCACAACACUCAAAUCCUGAGUCCCCAUUACUUUCUCCGUUGGUGCCAAACAUUGAAGAGAAGCAAUCCUGUACGCGCAUUAAGAAGAAACGAUAUUCCAACAUAGCCCCGAAGGAGUCUUCAUUGUCGGCAUCCUCUCCUAAACAAUCCAUCAGUAUCGUACGUCAGGCUUGGAUUGAUUCGCAGAACAAUAGCACUAGUGAUGACAGUGAUACAAGUCGACUGCGAGACAUAAAGUGUAGUAGCUCAUCUUCACACACCCAAUCUGGUGCCAAGAAACCUAAGUUGCGACAAAGUCUUCCAAAGCCCAAGAUUUACAUGCGCACCACACCACCGUCUCGUAAGGGUAAAGCAAGAAGGAAACAGAAACUUGUGCCGAAGGAGCGGGAGCUGAUGGCCGACAGUUCUGAUGAAGAGUUGGAGAACCUAGAGCAGGAAGAUCCAUUGACCAAUGUUUUAUCCUGUAGUGACAGUACAACUUUAUCUACGUCUACACCUCUAAAAGUCUGUGGUUUUCCCUCUCCUCAAAUGCCUUCACCAAUUGUUGGCUUAACUCCACUUCGUAAUAGCGGACUUCUGGACUCUAGCUUCUUGGAGUGCUUGAAGGACUCGGAUGCUGAAUCCAAGGGCUUUUUGAUAUCUCCCGAUAUUCGUUGUGCAAAAAAGUUACCACUUGGGCAAAACAGAACUCCUCCCAACUCCUCAGUGUUAGAUUUGAACUUCUCUUUUUCACAAACCCCCUUACGUUGUGAUCCUGGCACAGACUUCGGAGGAGGCGACCAUAACCAAAGUCUUUCAAAAUUCUUGGCCGAGUUUCCAAUUGACACAAAUAUGAUGGAAGAUGGACUUCCUGUAGACAUUUCUAACUUAAAUUGGAGUAUCGGAGAACAAGACCAGAGUCCAUUGGGAGGUAGCUGAU
Molecule: messenger RNA, 3157 nt
Organism: Ylistrum balloti
Lineage: Eukaryota; Metazoa; Mollusca; Bivalvia; Pectinida; Pectinidae
Exons: 8
Coding region: 67-3156 (1029 amino acids)
Biological process (GO): G2/M transition of mitotic cell cycle; regulation of DNA-templated transcription
Molecular function (GO): DNA-binding transcription factor activity; sequence-specific DNA binding
Source: RefSeq, a predicted model, not a curated record